Messenger RNA from Marchantia polymorpha subsp. ruderalis, 1610 nucleotides. NCBI's taxonomy places the organism in Eukaryota, Viridiplantae, Streptophyta, Marchantiopsida, Marchantiales, Marchantiaceae. The record is from the annotation of a GenBank genome assembly.
AGAGGAGGAGGUGCUGGAGAUGGCGCGGUGGGGCCAGCAGCCAGAGCACAGAGCGAGCAGACGCGAGAGAGUGAGCCAGAGAAAGAGUGAAUUCGAUGCAGAGGUGCUCGUUGUCCACGAGAUGGCUGCGGUUUGAUUUUCGAGCGAGAGCCUGGCGAGGAAAAGAGCGUGCGGACGAAACAAGGGAAUUGGAUGUCGUACAUCCGCCUGCACUGCCCAUUCGGUGAGCUGAGCAGGACAAAAUUCGAUCUAUUGAAGUUAACAUGUCAGAAUCGAGUGCACCGGAGCAGCUUUCCUCGAGGGAUGGCACAACCCAGAGGCUGACGAUUCUGGAGGAUCUCGGAAACACAGUUAUUGACGUCGUACAUUUCAUUUUUAAAAAGGCGAGGAAGCUACCAUUCCCUGUGGGGAAAUCCGUUGCUUAUGCUGAGGACACCUUAGGUCCUUUGCUUCAGCCGUUAAUUGCAAAUGCAGAGGAAGAAGGUCUGCACUUGCUGGCACUUGCGGAUAAUAAGAUCAAUGCUGCAAGCGAUGCAGCAGUGAAUAACAUUCCUUUGGCAUCAGUAUUGGUCACCCCGCUACAUGUAGUUCUAUCUGGACAAGCUCUUGAUAUAAUGCAGAAAGGCCUUGAGACGGUGCGACGGAGAGGAGUCGUCGGCUGCACAGCAGAUGCUUGGGUUGAAUACGAGCCUGUUGUAAAGAACAAGUGUCAAGGAGUGUAUAAGCUGGUUAACAAAGUGCCUGGCUCGUUUCUAGUCGAGUAUGUUCUUCAUGACAUCGGUUCGCCGUGGGUUUCUAGGGUUUCUCAGUGGUUGAUCAACCAGAGUGAAAAAAAGUGCAAGCAUGAGCAUUUGUUUGCCGACCGUGAAAUGGUAUCUUCACACAUUGGAUGUUCGAUAAAAGAAACUAACGAUGUGAAGAGUGCUGAAGAUGCCUAUCCACCUACCCAAGAAGUUGUUAACGAUUCCCAGAAGCUUACAGCUGAUGUAAAAGCUGACUGUUCCAUGGAGGCGACUAAAGGAUGCACUUCUGAAAUCAGUGUUAUACCAGUGGAAGAACAAAAGCAAGAGUCCCCGUCUGAUGAUCACAAAGGAAAGUUGUUACAUGUAACGCCACCAGACGAUGAUCUGGAGGAGCACGACGAUAUCCUUGACCUUUUUAAUACAUGGGGUCUGGGUGGAAAUGCCAUCAGUCCUAAGGGUCUACAAAACUUGAGGACAAUGUCCAUGCGGAUUCAACCAGGAUUCAAUGCGUCGAUCGAAUCCGAGCGAUCAGUCAUGUCAAAGCCAGUGUCGAAGUCCUUCAGGCUUUAAGGUGGACCAGCACAUAUCAUGUCGAUUGUAUAUAUACAUUCUUGUAGAAAUCUAUCAAUUCUAUGGCAAAAUUGUAGGGCCAAUAGUCAUGAAUCUUGUAGAACUGUACCAAUGAUCAAUAGCUGCUUAUGAAGCAUAAAACCGCGGGUCAACCAUUCGUCAAAGACGUAUGUAAUCUACAAGCGCGGACUAGGAAGGUCAAUACGUUGAUCCCCUUAUCACGCCGUGAACAUCUCAAAUUUGUCAGUCCUACAAGAGGACGGAUUAUAUUGAUGUCAAUGAAGUUACACAUGGGGA